UUACUUUUCAAGUCCUACCUCUCUUAAUAAGAGUUCGUCUGACUCAAGGCCAUCCAAAGCUUCCAAGAUAUUCAAACAUAAUCAUGAACAUCAAUACCAGAUUCUCUUUUUCUCUUUUCCUCUUCAUUAUUAUUUCUGAAAGCUUCUUUUUGGCCAAGGGACAAAACACGACGGUCCCAGUUAACGUUGGUGUGGUUCUUGACUUGGAUACGUGGAAUGGGAAGACGGGGUGGAGUUGCAUCAAUAUGGCUCUUUCAGACUUCUACGCCUCUCAUUCUUACUACAAAACUAGGCUGAGAAUUACCGCCAGGGAUUCCAAAAGCGAUGUUGUUGGAGCAGCUGCUGCAGCUCUGUACUUGAUAAAAAAUGUAGAACCGCAAGCCAUCAUAGGGCCACAAAACUCGAUGGAGGCCAACUUUGUCAUCGAUCUAGGGAAGAAAGCCCAGGUGCCCAUUAUAUCAUUCUCAGCAACAAGCCCUUCUCUUACUUCCUUGCGGAGUCCAUACUUUUUUCAAGUCGCUCAAAAUGACUCAUCUCAAGUGAAAGCUAUAAGUGCAAUUAUUCAAGCUUUUGGAUGGAGAGAAGCCGUGCCAAUCUAUGUAGACAAUAGUUACGGGGAAGGUAUAAUACCCUUCUUGAUUGAUGCCUUGCAAGAGAUUGAUGCCCGUGUCCCCUAUCGAAGUGUCAUUCCUCCAUUGGCCACGGACGACCAAAUUGGUCAAGAACUUUACAAGUUGAUGACGAUGCAAACAAGAGUCUUCAUUGUGCACAUGUCACUCAAUCUUAGUUCUUGGCUUUUCACCAAAGCAAAUGAGAUUGGAAUGAUGAAAGAAGAUUAUGUGUGGAUCAUUACCAAUGGGAUAGCCAAUUCAUUUAGUUCGAUAGAAGCUUCAGUCAUGGAUUCAAUGCAAGGGGUAUUGGGUAUAAAGACUUAUGUUCCAAAAACAAAAAAGCUUAAAAAUUUUACAAUUCAAUGGAAAAAGAAAUUCCAACAAGACAAUCCAAACUUUGUCAAUGUUGAAUUGGGUGUUGUCGGCCUAUGGGCUUAUGAUGCUGCUUCCGCACUAGCCAGGGCAGUUGAGGAAGUUGGGAUCACAAAUCUUGGCUUUGAAAAGACAAAUGUUUCAAGCAACUUAACUGAUCUCGAAACUAUUACGGUAUCUCAAAAUGGCCCGAAACUUCGUAAAGCAUUAUUGGGUGUAAGAUUUACAGGCCUUACUGGAAAUUUCAGUCUUGUCAAUGGGCAACUACAAUCAUCAACUUUUGAGAUAAUUAAUGUGAAUGGUAAUGGAGAAAGGGGGAUUGCAUUUUGGACUCCAGAAAAAGGAUUGGUAAGAAAAUUGAAUUCGAUGAAUGCAAGCACAUAUUCCACUUCAAAGAACAAUCUAGGACCUAUUAUAUGGCCUGGUGAUUCAAGCUCUGUCCCCAAAGGUUGGGAGAUUCCAACAAACGGGAAGAAGCUGCAAAUAGGAGUUCCAGUGAAGGAUGGUUUUAGUGAAUUUGUUAAGGUGACGCAUGAUCCUAGCACUAACACAACAAAGGUCACUGGGUAUUGCAUAGAUGUCUUUACUGCUGUAAUGGAAACAUUGCCAUACACUAUUAGUUACGAGUUCAUUCCCUUUGCAAAGCCUGAUGGUGGAAGCGCCGGUAAUUAUAAUGAUUUGGUCUACCAAGUAUUUAUUGGGAAGUUCGACGCUGUAGUAGGAGAUAUAACAAUCGUAGCAAAUAGGUCUAACUUUGUGGACUUUGCAUUGCCAUACACGGAAUCUGGAGUAUCAAUGGUUGUGCCAGUCAAAGACAGCAGGCCAAAAAAUGCAUGGGUGUUCUUGACGCCUUUAACUUGGGACCUUUGGAUGACAAGCGGUUGUUUCUUUGUCUUCAUUGGCUUUGUGGUAUGGUUUCUUGAACACCGAAUAAAUGAUGAUUUUCGCGGGCCUCGCUCGCAUCAGAUUGGGACAAGCUUAUGGUAUGCCUUCUCCACCAUGGUUUUUUCACAUAGGGAGCUAGUGUUAAGCAACUGCGCUAGGUUUGUGGUGAUUGUAUGGGUUUUUGUGGUACUCAUACUCACUCAAAGUUAUACUGCGAGUUUGACGUCACUCUUAACAGUUCAACAAUUGCAACCAACUGUUACUGAUGUCAAACAACUUAUCAAGAAUGGGGAGUAUGUCGGAUACCAAGAAGGUUCUUUUGUUUUAGGAAUGCUAAAAGAAAUGAACUUUGACACAAGUAAGCUUCGGCAAUAUAAUUCUACAGAUCAAUGUAAUGAACUUUUGUCCAAUGGAAGUGCAAAUGGUGGUAUAGCUGCUGCUUUUGAUGAAAUCCCUUACAUGAAGCUUUUUCUGGGUCAAUAUUGCUCAAAUUACACCAUGGUUGCAUCGAUAUACAAAACUGAUGGCUUUGGCUUUGCCUUCCCAAGAGGUUCCCCUCUUGUUGCUGAUGUUUCAAGGGCAAUCUUAAUUGUGACCGAAGGAGACAAAAUGAAAGAGAUUGAAAAGGCAUGGCUGGGGACAGAAACCAAUUGUCCAGACUCCAACACCCAGGCUUCUUCUAAUAGUCUCAGCCUCGCUAGCUUUUGGGGCCUAUUCCUCAUUGCCGGUCUUGCUUCCUUAUUAGCCCUAAUAAUCUCUGUAGGCAAGUUCCUUUACAAGGAGAGGGAGGAAAUCUGUAGGCGUCUUAAUGCAAAAGUCUCAUUAGGAAGAAGAAUUCGACAUACAUUGAAAAUCUUUGACGAAAAGCGUACUUUUAGAGGGAGAGAUCUUGAAGACAAAAGUGGCAUUAAUGUUGUUCGUAGUACAUGCACAAGUGAAAGCCCACCAAACUCUAACUGCCCACCAACUCCAUCAAGCCAUUCAACACAUGUCUUAGGAGAUCAAGGAACGCCUUCUAGAGAAUAUGCUGAUCUUAGUCCAAUGGGUCAAGUGUCUCAACCACCAGCAGCUAUUGAGCAAAUUGUCGACCCAACUCAAGAGGGAACAAGAAUCCCAGAAAUAGUUCACGAAACCAGUUAAUAUAUAAGUAUUUUUAGUCUAAUAUGACAAUGAAAUAACAUUUCCUGCUAUUUCAUCAAUGAUUAAUUGUUAUUUGAUAGCUUCCUAGUUGAAAUCCACUCAUUCUGAGUAGACUUCAUCUUAAAAUUUGUUAUGACAAAGGUUGCUUGAAAAUCUUGUUUAACUUCUUUAUAAUACAUGUUUUGGUGAUCAUUCGAUGUCACCAAGUUUGCUUAUGCUAAAUCUUUCUUAAGUUGACA
Messenger RNA from Alnus glutinosa, 3247 nucleotides. Its product is annotated as glutamate receptor 2.2-like. Bases 84 to 3008 code for a protein of 974 amino acids. The transcript has 5 exons. Gene Ontology annotation, cellular component: plasma membrane. Gene Ontology annotation, molecular function: glutamate-gated receptor activity. Lineage: Eukaryota; Viridiplantae; Streptophyta; Magnoliopsida; Fagales; Betulaceae. The record is from RefSeq and is a predicted model, not a curated record.